Lineus longissimus is the source of this 870-nucleotide messenger RNA. RefSeq names its product beta-1,3-galactosyltransferase 5-like. Gene Ontology annotation, molecular function: hexosyltransferase activity. Bases 1 to 870 code for a protein of 289 amino acids. NCBI's taxonomy places the organism in Eukaryota, Metazoa, Nemertea, Pilidiophora, Heteronemertea, Lineidae. Gene Ontology annotation, cellular component: Golgi membrane. The record is from RefSeq and is a predicted model, not a curated record. The transcript has a single exon.
AUGGACACAUAUGCGGAGUGGACUGUGAAGCCUGUUUCUCCUUGUCCCGAGUCUACGUCCGCUUUUCUGCUGAUAUUGGUGGGGAGUCCGGUCACGAAUCACUACAGGAGACACCUCGUGAGGUCGACUUGGGGUAACAUCACAUCUCACAAAGGAUAUUCCAUAAAGGUGAUAUUCUACAUGGGUAAAGCACUUAACUACAAUAAACAGCGCGAAUUGCUGUCUGAGAGUAAGACACACAAUGAUAUUGUCCAAAGCGAAAUCGAUGACGGGUAUUAUAAUUUAACGUUGAAAAACCUUAAUGGAUUCAAGUGGGCUAUGAAGGAAUGCCCUGUUGCUCGGUUUGUCUUGAAGGUAGAUGAUGACGUGUUCGUUUACCCAAAGAAUACUGUGGAUCACUUGGACACUCUAAAGGUUUCACAUGAGGUAAAACUUUAUCAAGGUUACCGCAUGAGCGCCAACCCUGCCUACAGGAACAAGGGUAACAAGUGGUACAUUAGCCACGAGGCAUACAAGAAUGCAACCUAUCCACCAUACAAUUUAGGAUUUGCCGUGCUCUUUUCUAUGAAGGUUGUGAAGGAGAUUCAUGAUGCAUCCUUUAAAGCCCCUGGAUACUUCCAGGUGAAAAGAAACUUUCCUUUCGAGGAUGUUUUCAUUGGUAUGUGUGCUAAGUAUCUUGGCAUUGUCCCGGAAGCUGUAUAUGACAGAUUUUUCAGGAAUCCACCUUCAUUUUCCGAUGCAGUAUCAGCGAACCAGUGCAAGUAUCUCACCGCAAUAGCUGCCCACGCACUUAACCCCGAUUGGUUUUGCUAUUAUUCAAAAGCAAGCGAAAUAGUCCGAGAGUCAAACUUAUGCGCGAAACAAACGUAA